CAGCACGAGGCGUCUAGAUAAUUCAACGUGGGCUAUUGACACUCUGGAUUUUGUUGUGUUCAAUAGACAAUCACAGAAUAGACAGAGUAAUUCAUCGCCGUCCACGCCCACCAUGGGCUCCCAAAAGAUUCUUCCACAAGAGGGGCAGAGAAAUAUUCUGAUCACAUCUGCUUUACCCUACGUGAACAAUGUACCGCAUCUCGGAAACAUCGUGGGUAGCGUGCUCAGUGCCGAUGUCUUUUCCAGAUACAACAAAGCCCGCGGACGACCGACCCUUUUCGUAUGCGGAACCGAUGAAUACGGCACAGCUACAGAAACGAAGGCUUUAGAAGAAGGUGUUACUCCAGAAGAAUUGUGUGCGAAGUACAACAAGAUUCAUACCGAGAUAUACGAAUGGUUUGAGCUGGGCUUUGACAUCUUUGGCCGAACGCCAACCAAACAGCACACAGAAAUCGCUCAGGAUAUCUUCUUGAAGCUUCACGCCAACGGCCAUCUCACUGAGCAUAUCAACAGCCAGCCUUUCUGCGAGAAACAUGGCAAGUUUUUGGCAGAUCGCUUCGUCGAAGGCACUUGCCCGAAAUGCGGUUACGAUGACGCCCGCGGAGAUCAAUGUGACAAGUGUGGUAACCUGCUUGACCCUCUUGACCUUAUCAACCCCCGCUGCAAGCUAGAUGGUGCGACUCCUGUAACAAAAGAGACCAAACACACAUAUCUCCGAUUAGACGAAUUGCAACCAAAAAUUGAAGAGUGGUCGAAGAACUCCAUUGAAAAGGGUGCAUGGUCAAGAAGUGCGAGAAUAAUCACUGAAUCAUGGCUAAAGCAAGGCCUCAAAGAAAGAGGCAUUACUCGGGAUCUGGCCUGGGGUGUCCCAGUACCACUGCCAGGCUACGAACACAAAGUGUUAUAUGUGUGGUUCGAGGCUUGCAUAGGCUAUCCAUCCAUAACGGCGAACUACACCGAAGAAUGGCAAAAAUGGUGGAAGAAUCCCGAGAACGUACAGCUUUAUCAAUUCAUGGGCAAGGACAAUGUUCCCUUCCAUUCGGUCAUUUUCCCUGGAUGCCAGAUGGGCACGCGCGAGCAAUGGACCCAGUUACAUCAUCUUUCCUCGACGGAAUACCUCAAUUACGAGAAUGGAAAAUUCAGCAAGAGCCGCGGAAUUGGUGUUUUCGGAAACAAUGCAAGAGAGACUGGAGUACCUGCAGAUGUUUGGAGAUAUUACCUACUUAAGAACCGCCCAGAGUCCGGUGAUACCCAAUUCGAAUGGCGGUCGUUCAUCGAUGGAAACAACUCAGAGCUUCUCGCCAAGCUGGGAAACUUUGUCAAUCGAGUUAUCAAGCUUGUUAACUCUCCCAAGGCUUACUCUGGUGUCCUGCCAGACUUUGAUGCGCACAACCUACCGUCGUCAUUCAAGCAGCACUUGGAUGAUGUCACAGAUCUUGUGAAGCAGUAUCUGACCGAAAUGGAAGCCGUCCAUCUUCGAAAUGGUGUUCUGAUUGCUAUGAAAGUGGCGGAGGCAGGCAAUGGUCUCAUUCAAGCACAUAGACUUGACAACGCCCUGGUAGCCAGCGAUCCCACACUAGCCGCAGCAGUAGUUGGCACCGUGAUCAACCUGAUCUAUCUCUGCUCUGCCAUCUUCGAACCUUAUCUUCCGGCCACGUGUGCAUCAAUCCGCAAACAAUUGAAUGUCGACUUCCUGCAGAUCCCGUCCGAACAGGACAUUGAAGGCGGCUGGCUACCAACAUAUAUCAAACCUGGCCACAAAAUCGGAAAAGCAGAGUACCUCUUCACAAAGAUCGAUGAAAAGAAGGCCGAUGAGUGGCGAGAACAUUUUGGUGGAAAUCAAGCUGAACGGGAGAAAAAGAAAAAAGCAGAGGCCGAACUGGCCGCCAAGAAAGCCGCAGACAAAGAAAAGAAGAAGGCGAAGAAGGCUGCUCAGAAGACCACUAAAACUACAGGUGGUGAGGGUGUGGAAAGUUCCGCGAAAGGUGGUGCAGAAGGCAAAGAACGGAUCAACAGUGCGCCUGGAAUUGGUGAAGAUGCAGCAGUCCAGAAAGUCGCGGACGGAGUCGCACAAAUCACUCUGCCGUCGUCCUAGACUAUUCUAAUGUUGACCAUCGACGCUCGGUUUGUGGGAAUCUUUGAACCAAAAGUGUCGAUCUACCACGCGACGGAAGAUACUGGAUGGCGGGAGAAUGAUGAACGUGUAUACUCGGCCCUCAACGGCUAUGUUCCAUUUGCAUCGGUCAAAGGCUGGUGCCUCGUGGCCACUGAGGUUAAAGCAAAAGCUGAACCAAGAGUCAAAGAUACUCGGAUUUGGGCAGCAAUACACACGUAGAGCAUAGAGCAUCUAAAUGUUGAGACGAUGAAGACUUCUUGUUCGAGUGCUUGAAUGUUAUUUAUUGCUCUGCCGUAGUACGUUGUGG
Messenger RNA from Exophiala oligosperma, 2423 nucleotides. Its product is annotated as methionine-tRNA ligase. Gene Ontology annotation, cellular component: aminoacyl-tRNA synthetase multienzyme complex; cytosol. NCBI's taxonomy places the organism in Eukaryota, Fungi, Ascomycota, Eurotiomycetes, Chaetothyriales, Herpotrichiellaceae. Gene Ontology annotation, biological process: methionyl-tRNA aminoacylation. The record is from RefSeq and is a predicted model, not a curated record. Gene Ontology annotation, molecular function: methionine-tRNA ligase activity; ATP binding. The transcript is spliced from 2 exons. The coding region runs from base 113 to 2095 and encodes 660 amino acids.